AAUUAGCAAAGGAGUUUAUGUUAAGAUGUUCUAACUUGGCAGGUACAAAAUGAAGACAGAUAAACGAGUCAAACGCAUUUCUGCUGCACGAUUACCUACCGUAUGGGGCUCAUUCGUCGUAUAUUGUUAUAAAUCAAUGUCGGAUGGUCUGGAGCAUGUCGCGAUGGUGAAGGGUGACAUAGAAGAUGGGAAGGAUGUGCUUGUUAGGGUGCACUCAGAAUGCUUAACAGGGGAUAUAUUCAAGUCUGCUAGAUGUGAUUGUGGAAACCAAUUAGAACUUGCAAUGCAAAAAAUCGAAGAAGCUGGCAGGGGAGUGGUGGUUUAUCUUAGAGGUCAUGAAGGAAGGGGUAUAGGUUUAGGUUACAAGCUUCGUGCUUAUAAUCUUCAAGAUGAUGGUCUUGAUACCGUUCAAGCCAACGUGGAGCUUGGUUUGCCCGUCGAUUCUAGGGGUUACAGCGUUGGAGCACAGAUUUUGAAGGAUUUGGGAGUUAGAACAAUGAAAUUGAUGACAAACAAUCCGGCAAAAUGCGUUGGGCUUAAGGGAUUUGGUAUAGAAAUUACAAACCGGGUUCCUGUUCUGACUCCAAUCACAAAGGACAAUAAGCGAUAUCUCGAGACGAAAGGAGCCAAGAUGGGUCAUGUUUAUGGCGCAGAGACUGAAGAUGAAUACUCUUCCUGAUCACCUAAUUUUGGGUGCCGUACUUUUGAACUUUAAUUUUUAGCAUCAAUAUCAGUUUCGUCUGUAGUAUGUGGUGGUCAUGUUUUCUUUAUCUUUGGACUUAUUUGAAAAUAUCUCAUGCGCAAUGUUAUUACUUUCGAUUUCAAUUUCAACAAAG
Erigeron canadensis is the source of this 836-nucleotide messenger RNA. Its product is annotated as bifunctional riboflavin biosynthesis protein RIBA 1, chloroplastic-like. Gene Ontology annotation, cellular component: chloroplast. The record is from RefSeq and is a predicted model, not a curated record. Bases 50 to 679 code for a protein of 209 amino acids. Gene Ontology annotation, molecular function: GTP cyclohydrolase II activity; 3,4-dihydroxy-2-butanone-4-phosphate synthase activity. Lineage: Eukaryota; Viridiplantae; Streptophyta; Magnoliopsida; Asterales; Asteraceae. The transcript has 3 exons. Gene Ontology annotation, biological process: riboflavin biosynthetic process.